Conger conger (European conger) is the source of this 2747-nucleotide messenger RNA. It is a transcript of the gene angptl4, whose product is annotated as angiopoietin-like 4. Gene Ontology annotation, molecular function: enzyme inhibitor activity. Gene Ontology annotation, biological process: triglyceride homeostasis. Bases 81 to 1445 code for a protein of 454 amino acids. NCBI's taxonomy places the organism in Eukaryota, Metazoa, Chordata, Actinopteri, Anguilliformes, Congridae. The transcript is spliced from 7 exons. The record is from RefSeq and is a predicted model, not a curated record.
UCAUAUAGCUUACACAGAACAAGGCAGGCGUUUUUGCCACACACUGUAACUUACCUAGAACGGACGACAGACCUGUGAAGAUGAAGACCGUCGCGACCAGCCUGGUGCUCUGCGCUGCCCUCCUGGCCGGCGCCGCGUCGAGCUACCCCUUCGAGAGGAAGGCGGCCUCGGGGAAGGAUCAGAGCGGGAGGUUCGCCUCCUGGGACGACGUGAACGUCAUCGCCCACGGGCUCCUGCAGCUGGGUCACGGCCUGAAGGAGCACGUGGACAAGACAAAGGGCCAGAUGAGGGACAUCGCCGCCAAGCUCAAGGCCUUCAACGGCACGGUGGGCGACCUGGGCCGGCAGACGCAGCGACUGCAGGAGGACGGCGAGGCGCUGAGGGCCAAAGCCCGGGCGCUGGAGGAGCGGGAGAACCAGGUGCUCAACAUCUCCACCGAGCUCUGGGAGAAGGCGCAGCGGCUGCAGCAGGACCGGCAGCGGGUCCAGGAGAGGAUGGGCUCGCUGGAGGAGAAGGUGGACGGCUUGAUGAAGGGACAGCGGCUGGACGCCGUCAACAACAGCGAUGCCCACGUCAUCCAAUGGAUGCUGGAGGCACAGAACCGACGAAUCGACGACCUGGUGGAGAGAAUCCGUCAACAGCAAGACAAACUGGAGAAGCAGAACGUGCGCAUUCGCACGCUUCAGAAUCAAAUUAAACAGAGGAAAGACAGGGGAUCGAUGAGACGGAAAGUGGACGAAGUGGCUUUCAAUGGCAGCUCUGAACAGGGCGAUGCACCCAUUGGCUUUCCCUCAGACUGUCACCAGUUGUUCCUGCAAGGCGACCGUCCCAGUGGAGUGUACACCAUCCAGCCACUCAACAGCCAGCCCAUUGAAGUCUUCUGUGAAAUCACGUCAGACCGUGGAUGGACAGUCAUUCAGAGACGCUUCGACGGCUCGCUGGAUUUCGACGAGUUGUGGCAGGCCUACCGAAACGGCUUCGGCGACCUCAAAGGCGAGUUCUGGCUGGGUCUGGAGAGCAUUCACAUUCUGUCGAAACAAGCCGACCUCGUCCUGCAAGUGGAGUUCUCCGAUUGGAAAGGCGAGGCCCGCACCAUCAAGUUCCCGUUCCGUCUGAGUGGAGAAGAGAACAACUACGCUCUGAACCUCCGGGAAGACUCCUCUGGGAACGUGGAGAACGCCCUCACCUCCGACAUUCCCUUCUCCACCCGAGACCGGGACAAUGACCAGAAGUCCGACAUGAACUGCGCCAAGCACCUCACCGGUGGCUGGUGGUUUAGCAACUGUGGGCAGUCCAACCUGAAUGGCAGGUACUUCAGCAGCCCCCCGCCCAGGCAAAGGCACCAGAGGAAGCAGGGCGUGUUCUGGAAGACCUGGAGGGGGCGCUAUUACCCCCUGAAGACCACCAUCAUGAAGAUCGGCCCAUCCGAGGUCGAUUAUAAAUAGAGGGGAGGCGGAUGCGGUUGUCUUGAAUGUGUUCUCUUAAAAAAAAAAAAACACUGACAGAAAGUAGGUGGGCAAAGAGGAAGUUGCACCCCUAAGACUGACCUGUGUCGUGUCCUGGUCCUGGUCCUGGCCCUGGCCCUGGCCCUAAUCUGGGGCCAAAGCAGACCCAAGCCGUUAAGAUGUUUUCAGAUGGCUGCCAAACGGAAGAGACUCACGGCAAGUCAUUCUGUGCAAGGCACGGUGGACACUCAAUUUAACGCCGAGACCAAACUGUACAUUUUCAAACAUAGCCCAACAAAUCUGCGGGACCAAAGUACUAUAUUAUUCCAAGCUUUGAGAACGGGAUGUGUGUAGGUGGAAGGAAUGAAUUGUGCAUAUAACAUGGGGGAAAAAAAAAUGCAUGGCUAGGGGAAACUGUUUAGAAGUCUUUUCCCAGAGAUGUUGUUUCUGUAUGUUCUCCCAGAAUGCAUCUUGAGCACUAAGCAAACCAGAAUGCCGUUUCCCAGCACACCUCGUUCACAGCUUUUUAAAUCUAACCAUAAAAACAUGUUAAGACUCACCUGAGAGGGUGGUUCUGGUAAGUUAUCACAUGGCAUGAGACGGUCAUGGAUAACAGCCCACCUCACCCCCUCCAUGACUGAAUAAAACAAAGUGUGCACAAGAACAGCUGGAUACCGCAAGAACAGGUUUUAUCUGGGAAACCAAAAAAAAAAAAAAAAAGUACAUAUAUCUAAGGAGGUGCUUUUAAGAAUGUACUGUUAUUUAUGUGCUGGGGUGAGUGAUGUUGAAAGACUUCAGAGCACACCACAUAGUCAGCUAUUAAGGUAAUUACGUACAUGUGUAUCCAUUCCAGCCAUUGAAACGGGGGUCACUGAGGGCUCUGAUGUACCUGUACACUUGAUCGUAGAUCUAAGGGAGCCCCUGCUUUGCUGCCUGCCACAUGCAGGCUCUCUCACAUCUCAGUCAUAUUGACUGGUCCUAACGGCUAACGGACAGCCUCCGACUGUACGCUAGGCUAAUGUGUUGUCCAGCUUCUGUACAGAGCCUCGAAAUAUUGUUUCUGUUUUCAGAUUUUACUUUACUGUAGCAGAGCUAGCAAGCAAUGUUUUCUGUGUCGAAAGUUCUUGUUCAUAUUUCUAAUUUAAAUGCUGUAAAAAGUGUACAUUUCUGAGUUUCAUUUCUGUUUUUUUAAGUUAAUAUUGACUUUUUCAUGUUUUUAAGUUUCAAAUGUAUGUUUCAAACAAAGGGCUAAGAGAUGGAUGGUUUUGAUUGCAUCAAUAAACUGAAUAUGGAAACUUACAA